AUGCUUGGCCUCAUUUUGUUAGUGAUUGGGCUAAUUGAGGCUCAACUCCUCAAUCAAGCCAUCCCACUCGAGACAACCAAAGGCACUGUUUUAGGAGAAGUUGUUGAGUCAUCAGGCACUUGGGGACAAGUCUUUGAAUCGAUUCCUUUUGCUAAGCCGCCUAGUGGAGAGCUUCGAUUUGAGUUACCGGAGCCUCGUGAUCCAUGGAAAGGUGUGUUGGAUGUGAGAAAUCAAAGCGCUUGCUAUCACUAUUUGAGAUUUUCUGAAAAAUUACCUCUUCUCUUUUGGAUUCACGGUGGUGGCUUUAGGGUUGGUGGAAAGUAUUAUUACGAGAAUUCGGGAAUCUUGCGAAAUAUCGCCUCAAAGCGCAUCGUUUUCGCUUCAGCCGAUUAUCGGAUGGGAUUCGAGGGCUUUGUUGCCACUCGUUCAAACGAUAUGCCCGGAAAUUUGGCACUAGAAGACGUCGCUCUUGCACUCAAAUUUUUGAGGGAAAAUGCGGACUCAAUGGGCUUUGAUGUGAAUAAUAUUAUUGUCGCUGGUGAGAGUGCGGGUGGGACAAUGGCUGGGAUUUUUGGUGUGAGUCCAAGGUUAAAAGGUGAAAUCCACGCAGCAAUGCUAUUCUCUGGAUUUGCCAGUGGACCUCUAGCGAUCAGUACCGAUGAGACGCUUGAAUGGUCACAAGAUGUCUUUCGAAAUUGUAGUUGCACAGGAACCGUGAAAGAGAUCAAAGAAUGCAUGAAAGUUGCUCCAAAAACUUGCUAUGACAACAAGGCCACUGUUGACUACUUUUUCACACCGAUUCUCGACAAAUUCCGGUGUCAGAUGUCUUUCAUGCCGGAAAAUACAACAACAGAAAUGGUCAAGAGACGCUUGGGAAAACGAGCUCAUCUGCCAACAUUGUUCAGCAACGUUGUGCAUGAGAUGAACGAGUUGUCGGCGGAGAGUUGGGUGGAUGGGCUUGUCCAUGUCUCGUACAAUGAAACCAUGAUUGCAAUGGAUCUUAUCGAUGAAAGAUUCUCAAUCAACGCCUCCGACCAAAGCGCAGACAGAGAACAGAAGUUUUUCAAAGUGGGCAUGGAAGCCUGGACUGCUGAGACACAACAAGCCCUGCUCUUUCAUGCAGACAAAAAACUGACGACCUACUCAAUAUUAAAUGACGUUUUUGAUGAGCCAAAUGACAAAAAACUGACGACCUACUCAAUAUUAAAUGACGUUUUUGAUGAGCCAAAUGAAGCCUGGACUGCUGAGACACAACAAGCCCUGCUCUUUCAUGCAGACAAAAAACUGACGACCUACUCAAUAUUAAAUGACGUUUUUGAUGAGCCAAAUGUUCCAUUCACAAAUCCACAUUGCACGGAUCACGGUACCGAUGUCUCGUUGCUCUUUGAUUCCACCACCAUUCACCAUUUGCGAUACUCUGCAUUCACACCUGAAGAUCUCGAAACGGGGAAAAAGUUCUCUCAAAAGCUUUCGCAUUUGAUCAAAGAAUUUGCAUAUCACAGAAGAAUCAUCGACUUUUCAACUUUCACAGAGAAAAAACGUGUCUAUCAGACGAUCACCUAUAAAAGUGUCAACGAAAGCGAUUACGAUUUAGAUGCAUACAAGUUUUGGCAAAUCACCCUGCCAAAACGAGCUGGAGCUACCGGUGCA
Messenger RNA from Mesorhabditis belari, 1650 nucleotides. The record is from the annotation of a GenBank genome assembly. Lineage: Eukaryota; Metazoa; Nematoda; Chromadorea; Rhabditida; Rhabditidae.